AUGUCGCUCGCAUCAGGUGUCCAGGUCCAGGAUGACUGCAUUACCUCCUUCCAAGACUUCAGCCGUAGCCACGGAAAGACCAAGUACAUCAUCUACAAGAUCGCCGACAACAAGAAGGAGGUUGUCGUAGACUCCGUCGGCAAGGACCAGGACUACGAGGUCUUCCGCAACGAGCUCGCCGAUGCCAAGGACAGCCAGGGCCGCCCCGCUCCCCGCUACGCAGUCUACGACGUCGAGUACGAGCUGCCCGGUGAGGGCAAAAGAUCCAAGAUCAUCUUCAUCUCUUGGGUUCCCAGCGACACCCCCACUCUUUGGUCUAUGAUCUACGCCAGCACCCGUGAGGUCCUCAAGAACGCUCUCAACGUUGUCACUUCCAUCCACGCCGACGACAAGUCCGAUAUCGAGUGGAAGACAGUCCUGAAAGAAGCCAGCGGUGGCAAGGCAUAG
Molecule: messenger RNA, 447 nt
Organism: Penicillium antarcticum
Lineage: Eukaryota; Fungi; Ascomycota; Eurotiomycetes; Eurotiales; Aspergillaceae
Product: actin-binding ADF family protein
Exons: 5
Coding region: 1-447 (148 amino acids)
Biological process (GO): actin filament severing; cell motility; actin filament depolymerization
Cellular component (GO): actin cytoskeleton; cytoplasm; actin cortical patch
Molecular function (GO): actin filament binding
Source: RefSeq, a predicted model, not a curated record